AUGGCUCACAAAUUCGUUAUCGCUCUCAACACCCAAUUCCCGAAUCCUUCUGGCAACGGCGGCGACGAAACUCACUACGGAGCCGGCUUGACGCCGUCUCGCCAGAUCCUUUUUUCACCCAUUCCCCGGCGUCCUGAGAUCCCAACGACCUAUCCACCAAAGGAGACGCAGAGUUUCUUCUCCGGACUAGGUGUCUCACCAACCGUGCCUGAGCCGGCGCCUGUCUCCACCAUGGAUUUGUUUGCGCCGCAGGUGAGCCCAUUUCUGUCGUCCUUCCGAGAUUCUCCAGUACCAGCACCAGCACCAGUGGCUAGCUUCAUUGCGGGGUUGCCUCCGCUUCCGCCCAGGAGGGAUUACUCGGUGAGAGGCUCCGGCGGUGGUCAGCGUCCGAGAAAGACUCAUAGACGGACCAACAGUGUGAUCAUGUCUGAGUUGACUGCGAAAUCGCUGUUGGCUGAGAUUUCCCCGAACACGGUUGGAGAAAACGAAUCUGACUGGGAUACGACCAUGAACUAUCCCUGGUAUCUUACUGCGGAUGAGAUCAACGCUUCAAUCAGCAGCGGUUCCGGUGGGAACAACCCUACUUCCGGGGUUAAGAGAAGAGGACGCAAAGAAACUGUUCCGGGUUAUGCAAACGACAGGUUAACUGAAUCUGAAUUGGAACAGAUUGUGGCCGAUGACAGACUUGUUGAGUUAGCUCAAAAAAAUUCUAAGAUUGUCAAAAGAAUAUUGUCUAACCGCCGAUCAGCUGCACGUUCAAAGGACAAGAAAGUCAAGUACAUGGCCGACCUGGAAAAACAAGUAGACGACCUUAAAAAACAAGUAGGCGAACUUAAGAUCGAGUCUUAUAGAGCGUCUGUUCGAGUGAGGUAUUUGGAGAGGGAGAACAUGGAGAUGGACAUGAUGAACAAGGAACUGGGGGCUCGUCUUCAAGAAACCGAGGAGGAAACAGCACGCCUUCGUGGUAAUGGGGUUAUGGCUAUCAAUCUGAUUAUCCAGCAACCCGGUACCGACGGCACAAUCACCGCUCCCAGAGCCCUCCAAGAUGAGUAA
Microthlaspi erraticum is the source of this 1053-nucleotide messenger RNA. Lineage: Eukaryota; Viridiplantae; Streptophyta; Magnoliopsida; Brassicales; Brassicaceae. The record is from the annotation of a GenBank genome assembly.